Messenger RNA from Aethina tumida (small hive beetle), 2033 nucleotides. RefSeq names its product titin homolog. Bases 135 to 1943 code for a protein of 602 amino acids. NCBI's taxonomy places the organism in Eukaryota, Metazoa, Arthropoda, Insecta, Coleoptera, Nitidulidae. The record is from RefSeq and is a predicted model, not a curated record. The transcript has 3 exons.
AGUUUCAGUCAAACUUUUGUUGGUUGUGAGUUAACAGCUCAUUUCCUACAGGCAUUCCGUGCGCGUACCCAAGAUCGUCACCAUGAAAACUGAAUAAAAUAUUGUAUUUUUAUACGUUUAUAAAAAAUGAUAAGAUGCCGAAUACAAGAAAAUUGUCCGCAUUUCGUCAGCUUUCACUUUCAUGUGAAACCCCAACGCAUGAAAACCGAAGAAAAUCCUUGAAGAAACAAUUUUCCGAGGACAUACCUGAUGUGAAAAAUGCAUGGCUGGAUUCAGGAAUGUGUAUUAAGAUGGACCUUAAUUCUAAAGGUAAAAAAUUAUUAGAUAAACCACCACCUGUUAAAAUAGCAUGGGAAGAACACACGAAAAAUUUUAAGACCGAAGAUGCAGUCAUAGUGAAGAAAUGCACGGAAGUUAAGAGACCUGCAACUAGUAAAUUAGUGAAACAUAGUUCCUUAGAAAACGAUUCCAUUUUAUAUACAAAGUCAAAACUGACGGAUAUUUUGCCAACUGCACCACAAGAACCUGAAAAACCCAAUAUUAACAUAUUUUUAGCCUACAAUUCUAAAGAAACAAAUGCAUCAAAUGUAAGCAAACCUGUAACUGAUGAACAGGAUUAUUAUAACCACCAACCAAAAAUUAUGUCCCCGUUGUUCUGCGGAGACAACAAGAAAGUAAUUCAAAUACGUAAAAAUCCUAAGCCAAAAAUAAAUCUCAACGAGAUCGCUUAUUCUCCGACAAGAACAAAUGACAAAGAAAAAAUUAAGCGGACUGAUAUUUUAGUAACGCACAAUGAAAAUGAGAAUAAUACAAAAAUGAAUGAAGACAUUAAAGUGACCGUUAAUCUCGAUUCUGAAACCGUGGAACCUAAAGCAAUAAACAAUGUGAUAAUCCGGCCUAUAACAGCGGCCGACAAAAGAGAAAAGUUCCAAAAGAGAACAAAUUCCGCAUUCACUUCUAUAUCCAAAGAAUCCCCUUCUACUCGAAGACCACCACUGGUUCGUUCUACUUCAGCUCCUUGCAAACCGGACCAAGCAAAAUCAAAGUUUGUCGCAACGAAGCGAAAAAUUAAAUCUGCUAAAAGAACGCAGUUCAAACCGAAAACGGUUUUCGAUGAAGACAGCGACAAAAGUACAGAAGACAGUCCAAAAGAUCAAAAAGUGAACAAGACUGUCACAAUUGGAUCAGAUAUUGUCACCAUGGUUUCUCUCGUUAGUCCUGACGGUAGUGAUGAGGAGGAGGUGGUUGAGGAAGUCAAAGAAAAGGAGAAAGAAAAAGAGAAGGUGAAACCAAUUAUCUCAUCAAAUAAGAACAGCAAAGAGAAUGAAUUGGUCAAAAACAUGUCUUUAAGAAAAACAGUUAAAUCAGUUUCCUUCCAACAAUCCAGUAUACAUGCCAUUAGAAGUUUUUCAGCCAGUUUUCCAGGCAGACGAGGUUCAGUUGCCACCUCCCUAAUGUUGAACAAAUCAUCACAAUCGGUUCCAAAAAACAACGAAAAAAGGGCCACCAACUCCACAAUGCCUGAUGAUGAUGAGCGCAUGGCGAAACGUCGACUAGUACGAAGUCUUAUCGAGAAAACAGACACAACAAGAUCAGAUGAGGAUUCCAAGUUAACCACUUCCAUUUCCGAGUCCGAAACAGAACUCAACAUAUCAGUGGACAUAAAGACAAAAGAACAUCCUACAGAUUCUGUCAGUGCGGAAAACACUGAUUUUACAAGUGAAGUAAUCGAUCCUUGUCAAUCUUCCACAGAAGAAAUCGUAGAUGACGACAGUCCAAAGUUUGAAUCUACGAAGGAGAAGCAGUGUUGGGAUAUGUAUUGUAAAAUGUCGGAGAAGGGCAUAAAUGUUUCCUACGAUACGAUACUGCGUGGAAUGUUGACCCCGACUGAAUAUCGAAUGCGAAGGAAGGAAAGUAUCACAGCUACCUUCGAUAAUUGCUGAGAACGAAUUGAUUUGCAACCUAUCGCAAUAUAAAAUCUAAAUUGUAGACCGUUGCUGAGAAAUAAUAAUAGAAAUUACAAGUUGCCUAUU